UUUCCCCGCCGGCGACUUCGUCCUCCCAUUUGCUACCAGGUCACGUAGGUAUGGGUAACAGCUACUCCAUUGUGCAGCAGCUCUCGCGCGAGGAGCAGGAAGAGCGUGACUACGCGCGCCUUGUAGAGGCAGUAGAGGCAGCCCAGAACGCUCAGCUGCAGUUCGGGCAGUCCCCAGAUGUCCCGGCACCGUAUGGCCUACAAGGUUCUCAUCCGCAGACUUCUACUCCAGGAAGUUGGCCUGCGCCUACGCCGUACCAGCCUCGGCAGAAUGUACGUUAUUCCACUGGAUUCGUCCCGCCAAGCUCGACACUUGGGCUCUUAGAUCAGACCAGGAUCCCUGUUGCCACUUCGCAGCGGCCUCCUGCGCAGGAGAGGAAGAGCGAUGGAUCGCACACUAUGGUAGAGUCGCCCGCCGAUGGGCGUGCCUAUGCACAUCCCGAUGAAAUUGAACCGGUUUGUGAAGAAGCGUGCGCCAUGCCUGCAAGUUACACACCGUCAUCCAGCAACGUGUCAAGAGGACGGUCGCUGACUCGCCACCGGUCUUCCAGUAGGCCUCCGUCUCGCUCGCCUGAUCGGCCGGUCAUGCUGUGCAUUGCGCCGGACCCUCCAAAGUACCCGGAGGAUUCUCCCGCGUGCGUGAAAAGGACCCUCCGAAGUACCCGGAGGAUUCUCCCGCGCAAAGUACCCGGAGGAUGCAUUGCGAGCCCUCAGUAUCGGCGUGCCUCGUCACCGGAUUCCCCGGCUAGCCGCCAUGAGAGCAUGCGCCGAAGUCCUAGCAUAGCUCGUGGCUGCGAUCACUGCACUCCUUCUCUCUUCGCCCGUCGUGAUACGGCGCCAGAAUGUCCUCCGGAAGCCAUACCUACAUCACGUCCCCCUUCAGCUUCAGUGGUCAGCUACAGGAGCCGUUCUUCCCGAGUCACGUCGUUAGGACCUCGUGCUCGUCGUUCGAGUCGCUCCCCUCCCCAGGCUGUUAUCAUGUCUGUCGUGCUUCGAGCAGGGACGCCUCCCCGAUGUAGGGAUCCGUCACCGCUUUCUCGCGAGAGCCGCAGACAUGCAAGUCGAUCUCCAUCGCCGAGCACCCCAUGUUUGUCCCCACAAAGCCCGCUGCCCAGCGAGGCACCCUCGUCCCCCCCGCUCGUAGCGACGCGGCUACCCUCAUUGUCUCCGCCACCAACGUCCCGGGAACGAUCAAUGCGCACGGAGGAUUCUGUGCGUCGUCGCCCUUCGGAGACUGCGAUUUCGGUGGAAAGGCCUCCGAGUCGGAGAUCACGGUCGAGCAGUCCGCACAUUGAUUUUAACAGGCAGAUGAGGACCGGCGUCCGUCGAUGUGCCAGUGGGUCGCUAUGAACGGCCUAUCCCCGACAUGCCGUCGAGGAGAUCAUCGCCUGGGAGCAUCCAUUCAC
Messenger RNA from Fomitopsis serialis, 1405 nucleotides. RefSeq lists its product as uncharacterized. The coding region runs from base 51 to 1349 and encodes 432 amino acids. The transcript has 4 exons. The record is from RefSeq and is a predicted model, not a curated record. NCBI's taxonomy places the organism in Eukaryota, Fungi, Basidiomycota, Agaricomycetes, Polyporales, Fomitopsidaceae.